This is a messenger RNA of Clonostachys rhizophaga, 207 nucleotides long. The record is from the annotation of a GenBank genome assembly. NCBI's taxonomy places the organism in Eukaryota, Fungi, Ascomycota, Sordariomycetes, Hypocreales, Bionectriaceae.
AUGGGUGGUGCUAAUCGCGAAGGUGGCAAGCAGAAGCCUUUGAAGGCGGCCAAGAAGGCCAACAAGGAACUCGACGAGGACGACCUGGCCUUCCUGGAGAAGAAGCGCGCUGAGGAGAAGGCUCGCAAGGACAUGGCCAGCAAGGCCGGCGGCAAGGGCCCUCUGAACACCGGAUCGCAAGGCAUCAAGAAGAGCGGAAAGAAAUGA